Moneuplotes crassus is the source of this 724-nucleotide messenger RNA. Lineage: Eukaryota; Ciliophora; Spirotrichea; Euplotida; Euplotidae. The record is from the annotation of a GenBank genome assembly.
AUGCAUAUAGGAGAAAAUCCCAAGAAAGAGGUAUUGACCUCGAACGAAUGAGACCUCAUAAACUCCUUGUUCUACGGACCCCAAAUUGCAGAAUCUCAAAGAAAUGGUCGCUUACUAGAGAAAGCUAAAAAGGUAAAUGAUGAUUUGAAGAAGAAAAUUGAGGAAAAGGACCUCAUUAUUGCUAGCCACUCAAACAACCUACAGAAAAUUGCUGAUCUAGAACAGGCUAAUCAAACCCAACAAUUUCUUAUCUUCGAACUUGACAAUUCACUAUCAGCACAAAAUGAAAAGACCAGCACCCUUGAAGAACAACUCACUCUGAAAGAAGUAGAAAUAAAUGAGCUUAAAGAGCAAGCAACUAAAAAUACCUGUUCAUGUUCUGGAAAGGAAGAAAACAAAGAAGAUUGCCAUGAUAACUUCGAUGAUAAAGCUGAGUCAGGUCCUUCAAUAACUGACCUCACUAAGAAUCUUUUAAGAACUCAAAACUAUCUCUAUAACACUAAGGAACAACUCAACCAUUACAAAAAGAAGUAUAAGGCUCUAAAGAAGAAAGUCAAGAACAAUCAAAAGGAAUAUUAUCAAGCUAUGGGUUCAAGUAUCAACAGCUCACAUCCCCCAUCCCAGAGUGAGUCUGAAAAACCAUUAAACGAUGAUGAGUCAUUUAGCUCUCGCUCAUCCUCCCAAGAAUAAAAUCCUAAUAAGGAUUUUAUAGUGAGAGUUCAAC